AUGCAUGUCCUGGUCUGGUGGUCCCACGAGAUGAUAAAGACAAAGAAUGUCCCAGUGGAGCUUCGUGACCCUUUCUACUGUGACCAGUAUGAGCAGGAGCACCUCAAGCCUCCCGUCACCCGCCUCCUGCAGUCCUCUGAACUCUACUGUCGCACGUACGGCCUGAUCACGGCAGCGAACCAGGCCGAGCCUCAGCCCAAAGACAACGUGGCUCUGCUGAAGCUUUGUGCUCAGAGAGGAAUGGCCUGUGGAGACCAGCGUGUCCCUGUAACUGACACGGACCUACGACAUAAACCCAUCAAAAUGAGUGCGCAUCUCUCUUUGAUCGAUGUUUUGAUGUCCGUGGCUGCCAUGGAGACACUCGCCGUGGUCAAGUCGUGUGGUAAUGUGGAGACGCAGAGCAGCUGGGAGACCACUGUCCUCCGAUGGGUGAACAAGAUAAAUCAGAAGCUCAGAGAUAUCACAGGAGAAGAGGAUAGUGACACGUCUCAGUCCAUCACAGAAUCUCAAGCUGUCCAGCCCUCGUGUCCCACUCGCUGGUACUGGAAACUUGUUCCUCUUCGCUACAGAAAAGAUAAAGUCCAGUCCAGACAGAAGCCCGUGUUCCCUGUGGUUAAUGACGUCAGUGACUUGUCCAGUGGCUGUGCCAUUGUUGCUGUUAUACAUUAUUACUGUCCUGACCUGUUAAGACUUGAAGAUGUAUGUAUGAAAGAGUCCAUGUCUGUAGCAGACAGCGUAUACAACCUGCAGUUCAUCCUUGAGUUCUGUGACAGCUGUUUGAAGAGCUGCUGCCACUUGACACUGGAGGACGUGUUGUACAUUCCCCAAGAACUACAGGUAAAUGUGCUAAGUUUUUUAGCAGAAUUACUACACUGGUUUGAAGUACAAAGGCCAGACUUUGUUCAGCCAAUUGACACAAUAGAUGGAUCCACCUCUGUAAAAUCCAAUAGCGUUAUCAGUACCUCCCCUUCUAUUUUUAAGAAACCCUUUCUUCCUAUAUCCGCGUCUGCAACAGGAUCUUUGACUCAGUCUACCUCAAUGUCUCAUAUAGAAGGAGUUGGAAAGACCUGGAACAAGAAAUCUCUCGGUCGUCCUCUGUCAGCAGUGUCGUUUAGCAUCCCCUUUGGCCUGGACAGUGAUGUGGACGUUGUGAUGGGAAAUCCAGUAAUAACACGCUCUGUGAGCUCAGACCAGCUGAAUCCAGGAGUUCAGACAAGAGUUCCCUACACUCCUCCCGAAGAAAUUGCUCCUGUGCAUAACAAAGCUGUGGGACAUAAUGGCCCCCAGAGGGCAUCAUGGGUAACCCAGGCUUUAAAUAUUCCUAAAGUGGCUGAAGAGAAUGGCCUCGAUGUCAAUGAGGCAGGCGAGGUGCCCACAAUUGAGGAGGCUCUUCAGAUCAUUCACAAUGAGAGCAAGAUGGAGCAGCGGCUCCAUCCUGAUGGUGCUCCAGAUGGCUUCUACCUCCACUCCCCUGACGACCCUGCCAGCUCUCGAUACUCCAAUAGCUCGCCCCCUGUCAGCUCUUCUGCUCCUUCGCGCUCAGGAAUGAUUUUCAGGCCGAAAGAUCCCAAACGCACUAGAAACGCCUCAGAAUGUUCACGGGAUGAUGACUCUGUUUUAAGAGAUGGUAGUGUGGACUCUGAUGCAUCAGAGGACCUACCUAAGAUCCUAUCCACACCAGCGGCCCCAGGCGACGCUCCGAGAAGCAAUGAGGCUUCUGACAGUGGUGUGAAAAUGACCAGCUUUGCAGAACUUCUAAAUCCUCCCCAGAACGUAGACCGCAUCCCUCAUCUUCGUCGAGUCAAUCCAGCACAUUCUCAGGUCCAGACUUCUUCUGCGUUUUCCAUCGGCGACGCUGAAAGCCUAGAUGACCUACGCUCAUUCGGACCAACCCCAGUGCCCACACCUGCUCUGACGCCGUCGUCCAGCCCACAUCCACCCCAUGCAGAAGAUGGGCUGUCUGAAGCGGGCUCCGCAGACUAUCAGAGUGUAUUCAGUAUGGACUUUGAUGCACGGCCCUCCCCUUUGCCGAAGGACAGGCUAACGGGUGGCGGCUGCAGCUCCGGCGCUCCAUCAGAAUGCUCAUUUGAGAGCGAUGCACCAGCAGCAGGAAUAAAUGGGAAAGGUAGCAGUCUGAUCGAGAUCUCUCUGUCGGCUCUCGGAGGCGACGGAGAGGAGGAGGUCCCAGCAGCAGAUGGCUUGCCUGAUUCUGUAAGUGAACAGACAGAGUCCGAGCUCAGAGGCGGCGUGGGAUUCUUUUUCAAGGAGACUAAAGAGCGAACAGAAGAUGAAAUGGCUCAGCGUAAAGCGGCUCUUCUUGAAAAACAACAGAAAAGAGCUGAAGAGAUGAAACGGCGCAAGCUGGAGCAGGAAAAGGAAAAAGAAUCCAACAAGCCCCAGUGGAUGAUCAUUGAGGGCUGGGGAAACAAAGACGAGCAGGCCCAGACUCCCGGGACACCGCCCACGUCACACACCCCGCCAGCAGAGGGCACUCCACAGCGCAGAGGCGACUUCACCAGGCAGGAGUAUGAGCGCCGACACCAGCUCAAGAUCAUGGAGGACUUGGACAAAGUGCUGAGGCAGAAACCCACCACUGUGCGCGGUGUGAAGAAGCAGAGACCGAAGACAGUCUUCAGGGACGACUCUGUCCUGUCCAACAGCCCGGCUAAAGGCUUGAUGGGUACCAAAUUAAGCAAGGUGUACUCUCACUCCAGCAUGAAUCUGUCGUCAAUGGCGAAUGACUCGGGAGGACUGACUGUCAGAAAGUCUCCCAGCCGCUCACACUCUCCUGCACGUCACCGGUCACCAGGGCGGCGGGGAUCUCAAAACGACUGGGAAAACGGCUCCAAUAUUUCAUCACCUGCUUCAAUUCCAGAAUACACAGGACCAAAGCUGUACAAAGAGCCAAGCUUCAAGUCCAACAAGUUCAUUAUCCAUAAUGCAAUCACUCGCUGUUGCCUGGCCGGGAAGGUCAACGAACCACAGAAAAACAAGAUUGUUGAGGAAAUGGAAAAGAGUGCAGCAAACCACUUCCUCAUCCUCUUCAGAGACUCCAGCUGCCAGUUCAGAGCCAUUUACACCAUGAACCCAGAGACGGAGGAGAUGGAGCGACUCACUGGAAUCGGUCCUCGAAUAAUUUUUCCUGACAUGGUGGAGUCCAUUUUCAAAUACAGCUCUGACCGCAAACAAUUCACUGCCAUACCGUCCAAAACUAUGUCCAUGAGUGUGGAUGCCAUCACUAUACCCGGUCACUUUUGGCAAAAACGACCGGGGACACCCAAGAAGCUCGGGACCCCAAAAUGA
Molecule: messenger RNA, 3303 nt
Organism: Knipowitschia caucasica
Lineage: Eukaryota; Metazoa; Chordata; Actinopteri; Gobiiformes; Gobiidae
Source: the annotation of a GenBank genome assembly